Molecule: messenger RNA, 2716 nt
Organism: Diaporthe batatas
Lineage: Eukaryota; Fungi; Ascomycota; Sordariomycetes; Diaporthales; Diaporthaceae
Exons: 3
Coding region: 725-2446 (573 amino acids)
Biological process (GO): secondary metabolic process
Molecular function (GO): CoA-ligase activity
Source: RefSeq, a predicted model, not a curated record
GCCCAUUCGCACAAAAGCAGACGGCCCCAAGAGGCCACGCCGGUUGGGCCUCUGUUUCUGGCUGGGCAAAGCUCCUCAUUCUUCAGUCAGUCAGUCAGUCAGUCAGUCUGUUGGUGCUGUGCCUCGGCAGUGUCCCAAUCUAGAAGUGAUCUCGUCAACCUCGGGCCCGCAGCCCAGAGCUGCGGGGUGCGGGUACUUAAGUAUCCCUGCUUGACGCGGGGAAACCAUGACGGGAUGCUGGGGAAGAGGGCCCCGUUCGGCAGCAACCUUGCUAUCCGCGACGCCGAGGGUGGUCUGGCUCUCUGGCUCCCUGGCUGUCUGGUUGAGAAGGGGAGCCUCAUCCGAUUGCGGCUGCCGGUGCGCACACGAUGGCUGUCAUGGCCCCAGCGAGGCGUUUCGUCACCCCGCCCACAAUUAUCCAAGGGUCAGGCUGCAUCUCCUGCUACUAGGAUGCAGCACCAGGGCAGCAGGGCUGCCAGGCCGGGAUCCAGAAGGAUGCCUUCCCCGUCCCAGUAGGCUAAUGGACAGAUGCCUCGGGACAUCUUGAUUGACCGUCACAUCCCGUACCCAGGCAACAGCAAGCCCAGGUACCUGGGACGUCACUACUUCUAAAGUUACUGCCCUGACACCCUUAUCCUCGCACAUUUAUUGUACGGCUCCUCCCCGCUGCUUCCAGUCCCUCCCUUCACUUCUACCUGGUCUGUGAACCCGAUAUUUUGGCAAAAUGGUCAUCAAAUCCCGCUGGAACAUCCCCAUCGACGAUGGUUCUUUGCAAAAAUGGAUCUUCGGCUCGUCCAAGGGCCCCCUCCCGGACCGGAAGACCUUCCUCGAUGCCGAACGCCCAGACACCCAUUUCCUGACCUUCGCAGAGUAUCGACUCCUGGCCAAGCGUGUCGGCCUGGGCCUGCAACAGGCCGGCUUGGAGCCGGGCGACAGGGUGCUCGUCUUCUCCGGAAACAAUCUGUACUUCCCUUCCGUGUUCCUGGGCGUGCUCAUGGCCGGUGGCGUGUUCACGGGUGCCAACCCGACUUUUGUCGCGCGCGAGGUUGCGUAUCAGCUGCGUGACAGCGGCGCCACCUUCAUGUUUGCUGCGAGCGCCAGUCUGGAUAUCGCAUUGCAAGCUGCAGAGGAAGCGGGCCUGGCCAAGGACCGUGUGCUUGUCUUCGAUGCGGAAAGCGACGCCCGGGCCGAGAAACCCACACCCGGGACCAACGGCCGACGACAGGGAGCGAGGCAUUGGACCGAGCUGCUACACGCAGGCCGGGCGCAGGCCGAGAGCUGGGACUGGGUCGAGCCCUCUGACGCGGCCAAUACGACCUGCUGUCUGAACUACAGCAGCGGGACGACUGGCGUGCCCAAGGGGGUUGAGAUCUCGCACCGCUCGUACGUUGCCAACUGCACCCAGGUCUUGUUCGUGGCGGAGCUGGACCCGGAGCACGACGUCAAGAGGGACAGGUCGCGGGCUCUCGCCUUCCUCCCCAUGUACCAUGCGUACGGCCAGACCUAUUUCGUCGCCAACUACGCCCGGCAAGGCACACCCGUCUAUGUGAUGCCUCAUUUCGACUUCAUGAAGAUGCUGCAAUACGUACAGAAAUACCGCAUAACUACCCUGGCCUGCGUGCCGCCGGUCAUUGUGGCCCUCGCGAAGCACCCUGCCAGCCGCCAAUUCGACCUGAGCAGCGUCGAGUCUAUCGGGUCUGGUGCAGCGCCCCUGAGCCACGAGACCCUGCUGGAAUGCCAAUCGUUGUUUACGAAGAACGAGGUCCUCAUUAGCCAAGGCUGGGGCAUGACAGAGACGACUUGCACGACCCUCGCCUGGGACAGUCGAGUAAAAGCCGGCCCUGGUGUGGGAGAGCUAUACCCAAACAUGUCCGCCAAGAUCAUGGAGAUGGAUGGGAAGACGGAGAUACUGGAGGCCAACAAGCCGGGCGAGCUCUGGGUGAGCGGGCCGAAUCUGCUCAAGGGUUACUGGCGCAAGCCCGAAGCCACCCGCGACACGGUCAUGACCGAUCCUGAUGGCACGCGGUGGCUGCGGACUGGCGACGUUGCGCACUGUGAGGAGUAUCGCACGGGCACAAUAUGGCAUAUCGUGGACCGGAUCAAGGAGCUCAUCAAGGUGAAAGGGAACCAGGUGGCUCCGGCCGAGCUCGAAGGACUGCUGCUCGAGCACCCAGCCGUGGCAGAUGUUGGGGUUAUCGGCGUGACCAUCGACGGCGAGGAGGUACCACGGGCUUACAUCCAGAAGAGCGCGGGGGCAACGGCGACGGGCAAAGAGAUCGCGGAGUGGAUGGCAGGAAAGGUGACCAGGUACAAGCGCCUCAAAGGUGGAGUGGUGUUUGUGGACGCAAUUCCGAAAAACCCUUCGGGCAAGAUCCUACGAAAGAUACUCCGAGAGAAGGCCAAAGAAGAAGUUGGGGAUCGGAAGCCUUUUGGCUCGAAGAUCUAGAACAGGAGUUAUGGCACGGAUCCAUCAAGCGUCGGCCACUGGCAGCGAGACAUGGUUGAUCAAGAAGGAGACGAGGGCGCUGGUAUAUAGGAAGAAUUAACAUAGAAUAUAGUACAAGCAUAUGCGGUGUUUUAACGGGCUAUUUGCACAUUACGAUACCGGUCUUCAUCAACUACCGCCGACCAAGAAGAGCAUGAGGGCCGUGGCUCGGGGGUUCGUGCUGUUACUUACUUAAGUACCUAGGUAAUAGCAUGCAGCCGGUAGUUGGUA